AUGGCCAUCGAGUCUCUCAUGGAACGUCGAGGGACAUUUGACUACAUUCUGUUGGAAACAACCGGCCUGGCCGACCCUGGCAACAUCGCGCCGCUCUUCUGGGUAGACGACGGCCUGGGCAGUUCAAUCUACCUGGAUGGGAUCGUCACGCUCGUGGACGCAAAGAACAUCCUGCGUCUCCUUGACGAGCCGGCCCCCGAAGAGACGACGCACGCAGGACAUGAAGACCACUCCGGUCCCGCCCUGACCAUGGCACAUCUUCAAAUCUCCCACGCGGACGUGAUCAUCCUCAACAAGAGCGACCUCGUCCCGCCAGAGGAGCUGGAGCAGGUCCGCCAGCGGGUCACGUCGAUCAACGGCGCGGCCAAAAUCCACGUUACGGAUCACAGUCGGACGCCGCAGAUCGAGGGCGUGGUGCUGGAUCUGCACGCGUACGAUCAUCUGUCCAGUCUCGACUUCCGGGAGAAAGGCCAUGCUCACAUUGACCCGAAAAUCUCCACCAUCGCCAUCACACAUCCGGCGAUCUCAGCGGAGAAGAUUCCGCAGGUUGAUGCCUGGCUGCGUUCCGUGCUGUGGGAGAACGUCCUGCCUCCGUCACCGUCUACUGGUGAGAGUGACGAUGCUCCUCCCCACCCAACAGACUUUGAGAUCCAUCGCCUGAAGGGCAUCCUGGCUCUGGAUGACGGCUCCUUCAAAGUCAUCCAGGCCGUUCGAGAGGUGUUUGAGAUCCGCGAUUCGGAGAACCGCCGCGAUGCUCCAGACCACUGCAAGAUCGUUCUCAUCGGGCGUGGCCUGGGUGCCAGCAUUACGCCGUGGGAGCGUAGUUUCCGGUCAUUUCUUGAGCAGGCUGGGUAG
Messenger RNA from Rasamsonia emersonii CBS 393.64, 855 nucleotides. Its product is annotated as CobW domain protein. The record is from RefSeq and is a predicted model, not a curated record. NCBI's taxonomy places the organism in Eukaryota, Fungi, Ascomycota, Eurotiomycetes, Eurotiales, Trichocomaceae. Gene Ontology annotation, cellular component: cytoplasm. The coding region runs from base 1 to 855 and encodes 284 amino acids. The transcript has a single exon.